This is a messenger RNA of Pseudopipra pipra, 1134 nucleotides long. It is a transcript of the gene RNF212, whose product is annotated as ring finger protein 212. The coding region runs from base 116 to 1024 and encodes 302 amino acids. The record is from RefSeq and is a predicted model, not a curated record. The transcript is spliced from 12 exons. Lineage: Eukaryota; Metazoa; Chordata; Aves; Passeriformes; Pipridae. Gene Ontology annotation, cellular component: synaptonemal complex. Gene Ontology annotation, molecular function: SUMO transferase activity. Gene Ontology annotation, biological process: reciprocal meiotic recombination; protein sumoylation; homologous chromosome pairing at meiosis.
GCCGCCUCAGGCGGGCGGGCAAUGGCGGAGCGGCGCCCGCGGGGCUCGCCCUGAGGAGGGACCUCCUCUGCCCCGGCCCCCGGCUCGCUGCCGGGCCCUCCUGCCCCUCCGGCCCAUGGCCCUCCCGGUGUUCUGCAACUCCUGCUCCUGUGAGCCCCGCAAGCCCACGCCGCGGUUCUGCCUCACCAGCUGCGGCCACGUUUUCUGUGAGAUUUGCCUCCAGAAAGGCAAAAAAGAUGAAUGUUUGAUCUGUAAAACUGCUUGUCAGACGUUAGUUCUUUCAAAACAGAUAAAUCCUGAUAUUCAGGCACUGUUCAUGGGAGUGGAUGUGUUAUGCAAUAAAUACUCAAAAGAAAUAACACAGAUUUCAGAAUUUCAAGAAAAACACCGUAAGCAUUUAUUAGCAUACUACAAACAAAAGGCAGCAAAGCUGGAAGAAUCUCUCAAGAAAGCAACACAGCAAAUACAACAGAUACAAUGUAUGAAACCACCUGAAAAAACUGCGCAACUGCCAUUUUCCAAUACAAGCCGAAAUCCAUUUUCCAUUCCUUCAAGAAAACAGAAUGGUUAUUCUCCAUAUCCUCUUCAUUCUAGUCAUCCUUCCACUUCUGAAAUGGUGGAGGCAAUGGAGGUUGAUCCUGUACCUUCACCAAUGAGGAAACUCGAGACACCAUCUGGUCCCACAAGGUUAUCACUAAUAACUCCACCACAGGAUGGACGUAUGGGUAGUGUAGCCUACAAAAGUUCUCAGUCAUCUCUAAUAAUGUCAAGUCAAAAUACUGGAGCAGGAUCUACAAGAUCCACACCUAUAGGAUUAUCACUUAAUGGAUGUCCGUCAUCGUCUGGAUCACAGAGUAGUAGAAGGGGAUCAUGGGCUAAUUCUGAUUUAAGAACCCCUCAACUGUAUCCACUUACAUCACCUUCCCCACAGCUUUCUGCAAGACAUCCAAUCACCAUCUCUGGACUUCUGCAAAGACAACACUUAGGAUCAACUAAUUUUGGAGGACAUUCAGCAGAAAGAUAAGCAAACAUCUGUGAAUUCUUUUGGUUAAUAAGCAUCUGGAGAAGCACUACACAGUCUUUGGAUAUCAAAGUAUUUGUAACUUCAAUAAAAUGUCAAAUUGGCAUAAGCCA